UUACUAUCACAACACACACACCAUGCAUACAUCUUGCAAUUCCAAAACUUGCAACUUCCCUCAUAUGCGCUACUAGCCCCUGAUGCAGCUGCACUGUCUCUUCUCUUGGGUGUUCGGAGCCAACAUACCCAGGUGAUCACCAUUGCGCCGAGAAGAAGCGUCUUUGCCAAUCUAUCACCUACUUGUACGAGACUUCGUGUGCUCAUAACCUGCACGGAUAUGGCUCUUCAUUUAGCCCUGUUUCUUUUGUACACUAGUCUCAUCCUCAGAGCAUCGUGUCAAACCAUACAGGACAGCUGGACUGCACCUGCGACUCCAGACGGAUCUACGAGCUUGCAAAGCGGUGCACCAUUUACUAUACGCUGGAAGUCUGAGCUUCAAGAUGCAUUCUGGACGUACUGUAUUUCGUGUGAUGUCAAGAAGCUUGAUUUUUGGGUGACAAGCUUCAUGGAUGAGAGCUACAAGUUCAAGAUCGCAGGAAGUGUUGAUCUAACCAGCACUACAUCAUUCCUGUGGGAUGUCAAUAUACCUUCUUCCGCACUGAUAGCGAACGAUUACUGGGUGCUACGCUUCACACCCGUUGGCGCAGAAGAUCCGUUCACGGAACAGAUAUCAUCGGCGGGAUUCUACAUUAGCGGUCAGCCUGAACCAUCUACUGUCGUUAAUACCGUUACAGCUAAGCCGAGCAGCACUUCACGUUUCACGUUCGAGUCUUCGACCACUUCAAGCAACACAAGCGCAAUCGCAACGCCAUCUUCAGCAACAACAGACAUGCCAUCAGCUCAAGAUCCAGACUCUUCGAGUAAAAGCUGGAUAGCUGGCGCGGUCGUGGGGCCCAUUGUUGGGAUAUCAAUAGUUGGGGUGCUGUUAUGGUUCAUGUUCAAAAGGGAACGGAAGGAUAACAGCACGGAACAAGCGGAAGCGGAUGUUGGACAAGACAGAUAUGUUUACCAUCCGGCAGAUUCAACAUACCAGGAUGGAGAAGCAAAGUACGCUCAGACGGUUGUGCGUCCCGCACCGUCAACGCACGUCUCCGAAAUGGCUGGUGACUGGCAACAUCGAGCAGAGGACCAAAGCCAAAGCCUUGCAGAGAUGCCCAGCAGUGCUUCGGAUCGUAGCCCUGCAGAGCUUUGGCAAGGAAACUAUCAGUCUAGACCUUAGUUUGUCUUCAUUCCUGGCCCUAUGUCAUUUUCGAAAUAGUUCCAGGAUGCAGUAGUCCUAC
Messenger RNA from Alternaria rosae, 1222 nucleotides. RefSeq lists its product as uncharacterized. Bases 220 to 1161 code for a protein of 313 amino acids. The record is from RefSeq and is a predicted model, not a curated record. Lineage: Eukaryota; Fungi; Ascomycota; Dothideomycetes; Pleosporales; Pleosporaceae. The transcript has 3 exons.